Stylonychia lemnae is the source of this 1260-nucleotide messenger RNA. The record is from the annotation of a GenBank genome assembly. NCBI's taxonomy places the organism in Eukaryota, Ciliophora, Spirotrichea, Sporadotrichida, Oxytrichidae.
AUGGGAAAUCAUGGCAGAUCUCCAUUUAAAAAGUUUGUUGGUUAAAGUCGAGCUAAUUUAAGUUAGUCAACUUAGUUCACAUAAUCAGAAGAUAGAUUAUGCAAUUUCCCAACAAUCUUCACAGAAAUUCAUGUUGGGAAGAAAUAAUUGAUAGAGUUAAAAGAUGAGAAGCCUGAGACAAUGACUUUAAAAGCAGAUUUUAAUAUUCAUAGUUAGAAAGCCUUUACUCAAUUUUAAUUCAUAUGUGAUAUUGGUGAGGGCAAUAGUUUCAAAAAGAGCAAGAUAAGAAAAUUAAGAGGUAAAAGAAAUCCAAAUGCUCCUAAAAAAGAGAAGAAAACAAUGAUAAACAAUGGAGGAGGAGGGUAAAAUUGUGAUAAAAGUAGCAGUAAAAAAGAAAAAUAAAAAUAAAGAAAAAAAAAGAAAAAAGGAGAUGAUGAUGAUGAUGUAAAAGAUGAAGAAUAAAAAGUUGAAGAAAAAAAAUCAGUAGAAAAAGUGAGUUUGGAUGAAUUACUGAAAAGUAACAUACCAAGUGGAAAUUCCUCUGUUGAAAAAAAGCUGACCGUACAGGAAAUUUUAGCUAAAAAGAAUCAAGAAAAAGAAUAAAAUAUGCAAUAAAAUCCAGAGAUUUAGAUUUAAGUUGAGAGCAAUAACUCGCCUUAAAAGAAAAGGAAAACAGUACCAAGUGAAAAUUUGCCAAAAUAAAGGAAGAACUCACCUUCCAAACGCUCACCUUCUAAAAAAAUAAAUAAUAAUCUGAAAGAAAAUGAGUAAAAUCCUGAGAUAAAUUAAAAAAUCCAAAAGAAAAAAAGAGUUAAUAAGCAAGGAAUAAAAAUCGAUACAAAAUUUGCUAAAAUUGAAAAAUAAAGUGAAAUUUAAAAUUAAGAGAAAGUUAAGAGGAGUCCAACAAGAAGUAAAACUAAAAUUGACAAUUAAAAAUUAAAUGAUUAAAAAAAAUCAAAGAAAAGGCAAUCUAAUUCUAAUCAGAGUGCUGGAAAUAAAAGAUAAAAGAGGAAGGAUAAAAAUGAUUCAAUGAUGUUACUUAUUAAAAUUAACAAAAAACUUGAUGAUAUACAGAAUGUUAAUAAUGCUUACGAAAUGAAUCAAACUGAUCUUGAUACUGAGGGUGAGUAAUCAAUGAACUAGCCUUUAGAUCCAGAUCUAUUCCUAAAGAAAAUGCAAUAAAAUGACAAUGAUGACUUAAUUCGUACUCAAGAAAUUCUUUACGAUGAAGACAAUGAUAGGAUGAUGGAUUGUAUGUGA